AUGAUUCGUCACAAAAUCCUUCAUUCAAAGUGUCGAAUAAAUUUAAAUGCAUGUUCAUGGCUUGUACAAUCCUCUAAACGUUUCAGGACAGAUUAUUACUACAGCGGAUUGUCGCAAUCAAGGGGAUUGGUUUCCGCAAUUGCAACCACACCCAGUGUGUCUGAUCCAACUGGUAUUCCGAAUGCAAAACAGGAAGAGUUUGUUGGAUCAUAUCUCGAAAUCCGAUCUAAGGUCGGUUGCUUCAACCUUCAUUCAGGCGAAGCAACAAAACGUUCAACCGACAAGAAAAGUAUAUCAUGUUGUACCGCAGGCUUGUACGGAGGCAGGAGACCUUCAGAGUGCACUCAAUGUCAUAUCACAGAUGCUACAGAUCUCUCGCUUGAUGUCUAUCCGACAAAAAAAACUUAUUCUUAUUUGUUCAAAAUUAUCUCACUUUCAAAAAACAAGACCUCUUACCACUUGAGGAUACCAGUGCAAAUGUGCCGUCAAAAGUUAAAAUGGAUAAAUAUUUAUGGCAUGCUUUACUUCAUUCUUUUUCUCGGAACUAAAAUCACUAUUGCCGAUUACGGCGUGAAUAUUACCCCCCUUAUCAUUCUGACUAAGCCACUUGUCGCAAAAUCAAGGAAAUAUGCAUAUUCAGACCAACCGAAUUUAGAAGAUUCAGAACUAGCUGAAGCUACGUUCAAGUUGGCCGAAAAGUGUUUGCAGACGGUGCCCGAGCCAUAUGACAGAGAUAUUUGGAAAGUCGUAUUACGUCACUAG
Paraglomus occultum is the source of this 762-nucleotide messenger RNA. The record is from the annotation of a GenBank genome assembly. NCBI's taxonomy places the organism in Eukaryota, Fungi, Glomeromycota, Glomeromycetes, Paraglomerales, Paraglomeraceae.